Messenger RNA from Macroventuria anomochaeta, 437 nucleotides. RefSeq lists its product as uncharacterized. Lineage: Eukaryota; Fungi; Ascomycota; Dothideomycetes; Pleosporales; Didymellaceae. The coding region runs from base 250 to 414 and encodes 54 amino acids. The transcript has a single exon. The record is from RefSeq and is a predicted model, not a curated record.
GCCUUGCCUGCGUUUCUUUGCUAGCUUUAUCUUGGCGGUAACAAAACACGUGUCUGUUUACACGCUAAACGCACAUGCUGUCACGCUAAACAUGUACGCUGUGCGUGUGCCCGCCCCUUGCUUUCCUUCUCUAUAGCGGCUGAAAUCAACGUAGAUUGCUGUUCUUCCUUUCUCUCUUUCGCCUUGCUAGCUGCUGCUGCUGUGUGACCUGCUCUUACCUUCUCCUUGCCCUACUCUGCUUUCUUAGGCAUGCCUGCUGCAGCAACAUCUUCCCGGCCCACUGCCCAGCUGCCGGCUAAGCUGAAGCAGCAGCAAGAGGCCCAGGCAGCGUGUCUGCUCACCCUUGUGGCCUACGUCAAGCACCCCGCUGGCAGCUUCCUGCUCUGCCCGACCUGCUCUAUCGCCAUCCUGUGAGAGGGACCCAGCUGGGGAUACCA